Molecule: messenger RNA, 4617 nt
Organism: Knipowitschia caucasica
Lineage: Eukaryota; Metazoa; Chordata; Actinopteri; Gobiiformes; Gobiidae
Source: the annotation of a GenBank genome assembly
AUGGCCCAGGGAGUGGCGGCUGACUGCCUGACCGGGAGCCUCAGGUUCCUGAACCGCCUGGACCACCUGCGUGGUUACCCCACGUACCUGGGCCAAAAGGGGUACAAGAGCACCACGAUGAAGAACAUGAUUACCAAUGUAAUCAUGUUCCUGCGCCAUGUGAGCAAGCGCUUCCCGCGCCAGACCCGCCUGAGGCCCGCUGAAGCCUCUAACAUCGAAUAUGAGCUUCAGCGGAUCCAGCGGGAAGUGCUUGUUCACAGGCAAAAGGUCCUAAAGAAACAGUCAGGCCCUCGCUCACGUCUCUCUCUCCAAGCCCUCGCUCACGCCGCUCUCUCCAAGCCCUCGCUCACGCCGCUCUCUCCAAGCCCUCGCUCACGUCUCUCUCUCCAGGCCCUCGCUCACAGCGCUCUCUCCAAGCCCUCGCUCACGUCUCUCUCUCCAGGCCCUCGCUCACGUCUCUCUCUCCGUGGCCCUCGCUCACACCGCUCUCUCCAAGCCCUCGCUCACGUCUCUCUCUCCGUGGCCCUCGCUCACGCCGCUCUCUCCAGGCCCUCGCUCACACCGCUUUCUCCAAGCCCUCGCUCACGCCGCUCUCUCCAAGCCCUCGCUCACGCCGCUCUCUCCAAGCCCUCGCUCACGUCUCUCUCUCCAGGCCCUCGCUCACGCCGCUCUCUCCAGGCCCUCGCUCACGCCGCUCUCUCCAAGCCCUCGCUCACAGCGCUCUCUCCAAGCCCUCGCUCACGUCUCUCUCUCCAAGCCCUCGCUCACGCCGCUCUCUCCAAGCCCUCGCUCACGCCGCUCUCUCCAAGCCCUCGCUCACGUCUCUCUCUCCAGGCCCUCGCUCACGCCGCUCUCUCCAGGCCCUCGCUCACGCCGCUCUCUCCAAGCCCUCGCUCACAGCGCUCUCUCCAAGCCCUCGCUCACCCCUCGCUCACACCGCUCUCUCCAAGCCCUCGCUCACGCCGCUCUCUCCAAGCCCUCGCUCACACCGCUCUCUCCAAGCCCUCGCUCACACCGCUCUCUCCAAGCCCUCGCUCACGCCGCUCUCUCCAAGCCCUCGCUCACGCCGCUCUCUCCAGGCCCUCGCUCACAGCGCUCUCUCCAAGCCCUCGCUCACGUCUCUCUCUCCAAGCCCUCGCUCACACCGCUCUCUCCAGGCCCUCGCUCACGUCUCUCUCUCCAAGCCCUCGCUCACGCCGCUCUCUCCAAGCCCUCGCUCACGCCGCUCUCUCCAAGCCCUCGCUCACGUCUCUCUCUCCAGGCCCUCGCUCACGCCGCUCUCUCCAGGCCCUCGCUCACGCCGCUCUCUCCAAGCCCUCGCUCACACCGCUCUCUCUAAGCCCUCGCUCACACCGCUCUCUCCAGGCCCUCGCUCACACCGCUCUCUCCAAGCCCUCGCUCACGCCGCUCUCUCCAAGCCCUCGCUCACACCGCUCUCUCCAAGCCCUCGCUCACACCGCUCUCUCCAAGCCCUCGCUCACGCCGCUCUCUCCAAGCCCUCGCUCACGCCGCUCUCUCCAGGCCCUCGCUCACAGCGCUCUCUCCAAGCCCUCGCUCACGUCUCUCUCUCCAGGCCCUCGCUCACGUCUCUCUCUCCGUGGCCCUCGCUCACACCGCUCUCUCCAAGCCCUCGCUCACGUCUCUCUCUCCGUGGCCCUCGCUCACGCCGCUCUCUCCAGGCCCUCGCUCACACCGCUUUCUCCAAGCCCUCGCUCACGCCGCUCUCUCCAAGCCCUCGCUCACGCCGCUCUCUCCAAGCCCUCGCUCACGUCUCUCUCUCCAGGCCCUCGCUCACGCCGCUCUCUCCAGGCCCUCGCUCACGCCGCUCUCUCCAAGCCCUCGCUCACAGCGCUCUCUCCAAGCCCUCGCUCACCCCUCGCUCACGUCUCUCUCUCUAAGCCCUCGCUCACACCGCUCUCUCCAAGCCCUCGCUCACGCCGCUCUCUCCAAGCCCUCGCUCACACCGCUCUCUCCAAGCCCUCGCUCACACCGCUCUCUCCAAGCCCUCGCUCACGCCGCUCUCUCCAAGCCCUCGCUCACGCCGCUCUCUCCAAGCCCUCGCUCACAGCGCUCUCUCCAAGCCCUCGCUCACGUCUCUCUCUCCAAGCCCUCCGCUCACGUCUCUCUCUCCAAGCCCUCGCUCACACCGCUCUCUCCAGGCCCUCGCUCACGUCUCUCUCUCCAAGCCCUCGCUCACGCCGCUCUCUCCAAGCCCUCGCUCACGCCGCUCUCUCCAAGCCCUCGCUCACGUCUCUCUCUCCAGGCCCUCGCUCACACCGCUCUCUCCAAGCCCUCGCUCACGCCGCUCUCUCCAAGCCCUCGCUCACGUCUCUCUCUCCAGGCCCUCGCUCACGCCGCUCUCUCCAGGCCCUCGCUCACGCCGCUCUCUCCAAGCCCUCGCUCACACCGCUCUCUCUAAGCCCUCGCUCACACCGCUCUCUCCAGGCCCUCGCUCACACCGCUCUCUCCAAGCCCUCGCUCACGCCGCUCUCUCCAAGCCCUCGCUCACACCGCUCUCUCCAAGCCCUCGCUCACACCGCUCUCUCCAAGCCCUCGCUCACGCCGCUCUCUCCAAGCCCUCGCUCACGCCGCUCUCUCCAGGCCCUCGCUCACAGCGCUCUCUCCAAGCCCUCGCUCACGUCUCUCUCUCCAAGCCCUCGCUCACGCCGCUCUCUCCAAGCCCUCGCUCACACCGCUCUCUCCAGGCCCUCGCUCACACCGCUCUCUCUAAGCCCUCGCUCACGUCUCUCUCUCCAAGCCCUCGCUCACACCGCUCUCUCUAAGCCCUCGCUCACACCGCUCUCUCCAGGGCCUCGCUCACGCCGCUCUCUCCAAGCCCUCGCUCACACCGCUCUCUCCAAGCCCUCGCUCACACCGCUCUCUCUAAGCCCUCGCUCACACCGCUCUCUCCAGGGCCUCGCUCACGUCUCUCUCUCCAGGCCCUCGCUCACGUCUCUCUCUCCGUGGCCCUCGCUCACACCGCUCUCUCCAAGCCCUCGCUCACGCCGCUCUCUCCAGGCCCUCGCUCACACCGCUUUCUCCAAGCCCUCGCUCACGCCGCUCUCUCCAAGCCCUCGCUCACGCCGCUCUCUCCAAGCCCUCGCUCACGUCUCUCUCUCCAGGCCCUCGCUCACACCGCUCUCUCCAAGCCCUCGCUCACGCCGCUCUCUCCAAGCCCUCGCUCACACCGCUCUCUCCAGGCCCUCGCUCACGUCUCUCUCUCCAAGCCCUCGCUCACGCCGCUCUCUCCAAGCCCUCGCUCACGCCGCUCUCUCCAAGCCCUCGCUCACGUCUCUCUCUCCAGGCCCUCGCUCACACCGCUCUCUCCAAGCCCUCGCUCACGCCGCUCUCUCCAAGCCCUCGCUCACGCCGCUCUCUCCAAGCCCUCGCUCACGUCUCUCUCUCCAGGCCCUCGCUCACACCGCUCUCUCCAAGCCCUCGCUCACGUCUCUCUCUCCAAGCCCUCGCUCACGUCUCUCUCUCCAAGCCCUCGCUCACACCGCUCUCUCCAAGCCCUCGCUCACACCGCUCUCUCCAAGCCCUCGCUCACGCCGCUCUCUCCAAGCCCUCGCUCACGUCUCUCUCUCCAAGCCCUCGCUCACACCGCUCUCUCCAAGCCCUCGCUCACGCCGCUCUCUCCAAGCCCUCGCUCACGCCGCUCUCUCACGCCACUCUCUCCAAGCCCUCGCUCACGCCGCUCUCUCCAGGGCCUCGCUCACGUCUCUCUCUCCAAGCCCUCGCUCACACCGCUCUCUCCAAGCCCUCGCUCACGCCGCUCUCUCCAAGCCCUCGCUCACGCCGCUCUCUCCAAGCCCUCGCUCACGCCGCUCUCUCACGUCUCUCUCUCCAAGCCCUCGCUCACACCGCUCUCUCCAAGCCCUCGCUCACGCCGCUCUCUCCAAGCCCUCGCUCACACCGCUCUCUCCAAGCCCUCGCUCACGCCGCUCUCUCCAAGCCCUCGCUCACACCGCUCUCUCCAAGCCCUCGCUCACGUCUCUCUCUCCAAGCCCUCGCUCACGUCUCUCUCUCCAAGCCCUCGCUCACACCGCUCUCUCCAAGCCCUCGCUCACGCCGCUCUCUCCAAGCCCUCGCUCACGCCGCUCUCUCCAAGCCCUCGCUCACGCCGCUCUCUCCAAGACCUCGCUCACGCCGCUCUCUCACGCCACUCUCUCCAAGCCCUCGCUCACGCCGCUCUCUCCAGGGCCUCGCUCACACCGCUCUCUCCAGGCCCUCGCUCACGCCGCUCUCUCCAAGCCCUCGCUCACACCGCUCUCUCCAAGCCCUCGCUCACGUCUCUCUCUCCAAGCCCUCGCUCACGCCGCUCUCUCCAAGCCCUCGCUCACGCCGCUCUCUCACGUCUCUCUCUCCAAGCCCUCGCUCACACCGCUCUCUCCAAGCCCUCGCUCACGCCGCUCUCUCCAAGCCCUCGCUCACACCGCUCUCUCCAAGCCCUCGCUCACGCCGCUCUCUCCAAGCCCUCGCUCACGCCGCUCUCUCCAGGGCCUCGCUCACACCGCUCUCUCCAGGCCCUCGCUCACGCCGCUCUCUCCAAGCCCUCGCUCACGCCGCUCUCUCCAUGCACCCCAUGGUAGUGGCAGUGCCCCUUCUGAACGUUAG